Molecule: messenger RNA, 573 nt
Organism: Dibothriocephalus latus
Lineage: Eukaryota; Metazoa; Platyhelminthes; Cestoda; Diphyllobothriidea; Diphyllobothriidae
Source: the annotation of a GenBank genome assembly
UACUGUUGUCUUUUGGAAGAAUUUCCGGACCACUGCAAGUCGGCCUUGAGUAUCCUGUCCAGUGUUGUCCGCAGCUUCGAACCUCAUGAAGCUGUACUUGCCGUUUUUACUGGCGAAAAGAGGUCUGAACAGGAGCUCUUGCACGCCCUUGUUUCCUGCCUUACUCUGGCUGGUCUCUACUCUCCAUCUACUGCUGAGGUUGGCGACCAUAGCCCACUUGAUGCGGAAGCCGACACUGAGUGCAGUCAGGUCUUUACGGACGCUUGGCUUUGGCCAGCUGAUCUCAGCGAGGACCUUACAUCGGUGGGUUUGAUGUCAGGCUGUGCACCUCAUCCUGCCCUCCAGACGGCUCGUCUCUGCGCUGCUGUUCCCACCCUACCGGUCGACUGGGAUUUUUCACAGUCGAACUGGGAACUGAUGGCCUCUCUCCCAAAAUCUCAAGUAACUGCUGGCGAGAUGCCGAGUUCUGUUUCUGCCGACGGUGGUCGUAUCUGGUUCCCUCGUGAGUUUAUUCCUAAGCCUUAUUACUUGGAGUCUACUCAGCCUGACGCAUGUGUAUGCAUGCACAUUUAA